UUCCAAUGGUAGUCAGAAGCCUCCGCUAUAUGGUCACGAAUGCGAUUUGUGCGAUUGUACAGAUGUUCGCCUCCUGCAAACAUACCAGGGGGAAGAGUGACCAUGGUAUCAAAAUCGAAGGGUUGGGCCUUAUUUAUCGCCACCAGCUGCAAGAAAUUAUCCCAGGCAGUGGUCGCAGCUACUAGCCUCCCUCGCAUCCCGAUAUUUCGUGCAGAAUCUUCUUGAAAGGCGGUUUGUUUGACGUGCAAGGAUAAAUUGCAGGUACCUAACACCGAUGCCGUUGCCAAUAGUCGCUAUCCGCGGUGCCUCCACGCGGUAGGUUAAUACGGAAAAAUUGUAAUGUGUCGCAAACUUAAGCACCGGCUCGUAUGGUUCGUCUAAGGCAGAAGUCUUUCAAUUGCAUAUCACUCCAGCGAGGUCCUCUCCGGCCAGUUCGAAAUACAGUCCCCACUAGAUUCUGCUUCAAUUAGCUGCCUCAGAAGCGGUGUAGU
Messenger RNA from Serpula lacrymans var. lacrymans S7.9, 491 nucleotides. RefSeq lists its product as uncharacterized. The coding region runs from base 30 to 185 and encodes 51 amino acids. The transcript has 3 exons. Lineage: Eukaryota; Fungi; Basidiomycota; Agaricomycetes; Boletales; Serpulaceae. The record is from RefSeq and is a predicted model, not a curated record.